CAAGUUGAGGCGUGUUGUGGUAGCCGGAACUAAAUGUGAAAUGCUUUGACGAGUUCACCUUCAAAUCCCUCGUUCGUUGUAGCAAAAUAAUGCCUUAACUACUGUUAUCGAAAGUACAACUUUUUAGCGGAGAUAGCAUUUUGAAGUGAGCUCACUGUAUGGAGGUAGCACUAUUUAUCAACGCACGGAUAGAAAACUAAACGAUAAGUUGAAAAAUACUUUCUAUUGAUGGUGAUUUCAUGGCUUGGAGCAAGUAAACGGAGUGAAACCGCAAGAUUUUCAGACAAAACCGUGAGAAACGCGCUUGUGUCUAUUUGAAGCUCACAUGGUGUGACUGAAUUCAAGGUUUGCAAAUGUAAACCUUAAAAACAACACACUAGCAUAAACAACAACAACAGGGUCACGGAAAACUAUCUUUGGGAAUCAACGACGGCGAAUCAUCAAGAAGAAAUCACGCAGGAGUUGACUCGCUUGAGAAACCGAGAGCUGAGAUUGUAUUAUUGGGAUGUAAAACUCUUGAUUCAGAAGAGAUCGAAACCUUUGGUAACAGCAAUAAAAUAAAUAAAAGGACGUUUGUCAGUUCAUCGAAAGCGAAACUCUUGCAUCAUCACAGAAGGAAGAAAAUAGCGAAGGAAAUGCAAAAGAUCUGGUAUGCUAAGAAGAGCGCGACCCUUGAUAGACCGAGAAGAGUGACGUAUGCAAAGCCAAAGAUGGACAAAACUAUAUCAGGCCUUGAGCAGACUAUCCCUAAUUCCUAUACACCUUCGCCUGAAUCGAGUAGAAAGGAAACGGUGAUACAAGGAAACUAUAAUGAUGAAGGUGAUCAAACUGACUCGGUGCAAAUUUCUGAGCAUGCGCAGUCAUCUGAGUCUACCGGAAGUGAACUCAGUGUGAAUCUCGACCCCAUUUACGAAGAAAUUAACUUUCGAAAGAUGUCAAUAGAGUUAGAGAGUGAUGUUGACACUCAAAAAGCGGAUGGUGCUACUUUAGGCUAUGUGUGUGGGCCUGAGGGAGAUUCCAUGGCGCAAAAUCUUCCAACAAACCUGAAUGAGGAUGAUGACGAACUUUACGAAUCUAUGUCCGACGUGAGUUUGAAAGAAACUGAUACAAAUAUUGAACCUGCGAGUUUAGUGCGAACGACAAGCUUUGGCGAGCAGCGGCGAUCAUGGAAAGAAAGCAAGGGAGGGAUACCCGAACUAUCUGGGAAUAACCGCUGGGUGAAACGCUCGCAGUCUUUGGGUGAAAUCUAUCAGCAUUCUCGAAAUCAACUGAGGAAUAAUCUCGCGGUAUUAUCAGAGCAAAGUAGGAAGUCAGAGGCUUAUAGUGGCUCAAAGACUCCACCUCCAGUCCCUCCACGGAGAGACACAAAAUCCAAGCUCACAUCCGGGACACGCGAGAUCCCGCCCGUCUUUAGAGGGGUGUGCAGCAAAGACAGCGUGCUUGUGGCAGUACCAAGAUCACCAGCGAUGUCCAGGAAGGUGCGAAGUCUCAGCGAUGCCAGGAAGAACACCAAAUUCCAUGACCAAAAAUCACUAAGAUCUUUCUCGUUAGACACAGGUGAACAGCAUUAUGAGAAUUUUCGCCAAAAUCGCGUGAAUCCUGAGGAAACAUCAUCCGAUAGCGACUCAGAGAAUAUCUACGAUACUCCGGUACAACACAAUGGAGACCUAACAACGGUUACUAUGGAUACCCAAAGGUCCUACGGGGAGGUUACCAUGGCAAUGAAGUGCCAGACACCCACAUGUUCGUGUGGACAAAAAGACCCUGGUUUUGUUAUUCCCUCUGAUGUCAGCGGACUUAAAGUCCGCGAAGUCACACAAUGUCUAAUGCAGAUCAACGCAUGCGCACUAGCCGAGGUCUUCGAGCGUAAUUUGAUUGACGGGGAGAUGUUAGUUUCUCUUGAUGACGAUUCACUGGCGGCACUGGGUGUUCACAGCAGGUUCCUUAGACUCAAGCUGCUCAAGUUUGCUUCCGGUUGGCGACCGAAUUUGUAAAGAAUUGCACGCCGGUACAAGGGGUGGAUAAAUACACCGGCGCCAAGUGGUGGACCUAUCAAUAGACCAUUUUUACGAUGUUGCGCGCGCAUCAAAUGCGACAGACUGGCGGGCCACAGCUGAUCCAAAAUUGCGUACGAAGUGGAGUUCACAGACGAAGCUAUAGAAAAUACUGACAGAGUGUUUUUUUCACAGAGUUUUGGAUUGAAAUUCCCUUUCUUCCGCAUUUUAGCCCUGCUGUGGCCCGCCAGUCUGUGGCAUUUUGGAUGCGCAAGCAACAUCGUAAAAAUGGUCUAUAAGCCACACCUUUCAUAAAACAUUUUCUGUAUUAGUAGGUCAGCUUCCUAGAACCAUAAUAAUGAACAGAAACUAUUGUUAUCAAUAUAUGCCUUACCGCAAAUGAUCUAAUAAACGCCUUAUCUAAUGAA
This is a messenger RNA of Nematostella vectensis (starlet sea anemone), 2422 nucleotides long. RefSeq lists its product as uncharacterized. Gene Ontology annotation, molecular function: protein binding. NCBI's taxonomy places the organism in Eukaryota, Metazoa, Cnidaria, Anthozoa, Actiniaria, Edwardsiidae. Bases 636 to 1994 code for a protein of 452 amino acids. The record is from RefSeq and is a predicted model, not a curated record. The transcript is spliced from 2 exons.